AUCUUGACCAUUUUUUUUUUUUUUUUAAUAAGUAGCAUGCAGAGUAGAAUGAGAUUUUAGAAGUAAUGCCGCCAAAUCUACAUCAUACCUACCAUCUUGUUGUCUGCCAUUUUUAAUUUCAUUAUUAUUCACCAAUACUUUGACACCUCUCACAGUUGUUUUUUUAUGUUAGAUAGUUCAUUCUUCAUUGAAUGAAACAAAAGUUCUAUUUCUGUUAGUAACACAUUGAUACGCGUGUUAUUAAUAUUUAUCCCAAUGAAUUUCAUACACAUUUAGCUAUAAUUUAAGUUGUGUGGUGUGUAGUCGACGACUAAUUAAUUUAAACGCAAGUGAAAAAAAGUUCGUAGGAUGAUAUACCAUUAACAUUGCCACUAUUAAACAGGCAACAAUGUAUUUCAAGAAAGGACGAUAGCAAAUAUGUACUGCAUAUUGUUUAUGAUAUUGUUCGUAACAGUGCUAGCAUCAAAUCAAAGCAUCGAUAUCGUGUACUGGGAAAUUAAGCCAUAUAUAUUCAGAAAUGAAAACGGAGAUAUGGACGGUUUAUUUCCAAGAAUUUUUAAAGCUACAGAAAACCUAUGCGCAAAUGGAACACGAGUUUUUAAGUAUGUCAAGAAAUUGCCAGACAGAAAUUCGUUUAUAAAUUUGAUCAAAAAAAAUGCAACUAAAGAACAGAUAUCAGCGUACGGAGAAAACGAGCUUAAAAAUGUGACACUUCAAAAUUCAUUCUGGGUCCCGUUUUAUGCAGAUAAUGUAAUUUUAAACUCCUUAUUAGAAAAAGCGCCGCUUAUGAAAUUUGCUUUUUUCACUUGUAGAAGUUUAGCAGUUGUUAUGUCCCAAAGUAAGAUAUCAUUGCCAGCAAAGAUCUUGCAAGGUAUUACAAGCUGUAGAAGCCUUAUAAUUUAUUCCGUUUUAAUUAGCAUUAUAUUUGGCAUAAUUAUAUGGGCAUCAGAAAUGCUGUAUGGAGGUGACUUUGGCAAGUCAUUUAUCACUGGAGCAAGCCAGGGAGUAUGGUGGUCAUUUGUUACAAUGACCUCAGUGGGUUAUGGUGAUUUGGUGCCACGUUAUGUGAUUGGAAGAACCAUCAGUGGUGUAUGGACAUUAUUUGGAGUUGCCAUGAUUUGUGUCAUGACAGCUACCAUUACUGACAACAUUUCUGGUACUUCUUCUCUAGACAUAUAUGGAAAGAAAGUAGCUGUUUUAAGUGACUCACCUGAAGCACUGAUAGCUAAGGAUGAUUACGAAGCUGACAUAAUAACAGCCGAUUCACUGGAUGCUGUAUUUGAUUUAAUUCGAAAAGAUAAAGCUGAUGCAGCUCUAAUAAAUAUUCAUGUAGCGUCAUGGAAUCAAGAUGACAUUAGAAAUCACAAACAACCGCUGCAUGUUGUAUACACCAUAAACAAGCCAGUGUCAAUAAAUGCACUCUUCGGAUUAAGCAAAACUGUAACAAGUCUUCUCAAUUGCUCAACUUUUUCUGGAUUAGACAUUUUUACAGAAGCAGAAAAUUCUAUCGUGCGGUAUUGUAAGACGAUUACGAUUUACCGUGGGUCAAUAAAAGAAUUUUUUAAAGAGAGCAUCUAUAUGCAGAUAUUGCUGGGUCUCACGAUAUUUUUGGUGGUUGCUGGCUGUAUAUACGAAACUAUAAGGAUUACAUUGUUCCAAAAGAACGUUGUCUCAAACGCAGAGUCUAAAACAGACGAAGAAAUUUAUCGUAAUGUGUUAAAAACUUCAUUUAUCGAAAUUAGGAAACUGAGCAAGGAGAUUGAUUAUUUAAAAGAUGAUGUUGCAUCAAUGAGACGUGCACUGAACUGUUAAGAAUUGGACAGUAUUUAUAAAAACUUAAUUUGAAAAGAUUUUUAUAUACCCUAAAAUAAAUUAGUCUUACUUUGUGAUCUUACUUUCGAAACAAUUUUGGUGCCAUACUCGACACCCAGGAAGUAAAAAUUUAAUACAAGAUAACUAUAUCACACACCCAUGUCAACUGUUUACAACUGUGUAAUGUAAGCGUCGUGUGUGUUCUCGUUGUCCAGACGUGUUUUAAAUACAAUUGCUCAAUAAAUCCGGUAUAAAACAACACAGUUAAAAAAUCAAUCGUAAGUGACGGGUACGUGUAACUAACUGAUCGUACAUCCGGUUAGGGUUCAGGUUUGAGGAGAGUGUCAGAUGGAACAAUAAUGAUUCUUGUGACAGUGAAAAUGAUUGAUCCUUGUGCUUACGGUUAGAGGAUUAUUAAUAAUUAUUAUUAAUAAUUUUAUUUCUUUCGAAAAUUUUACUUUUUUCGCCCAUUUCGUGAUAUUUAAUGGUCGCCAAAUAUUUAAGGCCCUUGAAUAUGACGAAAAUAGUUUCCUCGAAUUCUUUUUUUCUGGUAGUCACAAUUUGCGAAAAUUUAGCGAUAUUUUAAGAUUGACUUUCAUAGAGCCGUUAAUUUUUUUAAAAGUAAGUAGCAAUUUACAUACUGAAAAAAUACAUUUUUGUUAGGGACAAUAUGUAAUAUGACAAUAUGUAACCCACGACUUUCGCGGCGGCCAAUUAGUGACCGGAAAAAUUAAUUUCCGCGAUGUUUCAUCUGUUCACCUU
Messenger RNA from Hydractinia symbiolongicarpus, 2574 nucleotides. RefSeq lists its product as uncharacterized. The coding region runs from base 418 to 1812 and encodes 464 amino acids. NCBI's taxonomy places the organism in Eukaryota, Metazoa, Cnidaria, Hydrozoa, Anthoathecata, Hydractiniidae. The transcript has a single exon. Gene Ontology annotation, cellular component: voltage-gated potassium channel complex. The record is from RefSeq and is a predicted model, not a curated record. Gene Ontology annotation, biological process: potassium ion transmembrane transport. Gene Ontology annotation, molecular function: delayed rectifier potassium channel activity.